Sesamum indicum (sesame) is the source of this 1358-nucleotide messenger RNA. The record is from RefSeq and is a predicted model, not a curated record. Lineage: Eukaryota; Viridiplantae; Streptophyta; Magnoliopsida; Lamiales; Pedaliaceae.
UUCUAACUUCUAAAUUAUGAAUCAAUUUACAUGUCCCAGGUAAGAGGCAUUUCCCAAUGGAAAUCGAAGGAGGCAAAUAAACUAGAAGAGGUUCAGCAUGCCCAAGAGGCUGCAUUAGCCAUUGUUGAGAGAGAGAAGCAAAAGUGUAAGGCUGCAGUUGAAGUAGCAUAUAAGGCACAGCGCAUAGCAGAGCUAGAGUCAGAGAAGAGAAAGCAGGCAGAGAUGAAGUUCCAAAAAGAGGCUGAAGAGAAGCAGAAGGUCAUCGAUGCAUUAGCAUACAGUGAGAUUCGGUACCGAAGGUAUACCAUGGAUGAAAUUGCAGUUGCAACAAAUUACUUCUCCAGUUCAGAAAAGGUCGGUGAAGGGGGAUAUGGGCCUGUUUUUAAAGCUACACUGGAUCACACACCUGUUGCCAUUAAGGUUCUCAGGCCAGACAUUUCACAAGGCGAAAAGCAGUUCCAUAGAGAGGUAACUUCCUUAUAUCCACAGAUUCUUUUAAUUGGAAUCUUAUCUUGUAAUUUCUCCACAAUGGACAUUGUACAGGUUGAGGUGCUGAGCCGCAUGAGACAUCCCCAUAUGGUUAUCCUUUUGGGUGCCUGUCCUGAGUACGGUUGCCUUGUAUAUGAGUAUAUGCAAAAUGGGAGUUUAGAAGACAGACUUUUCUGCAGAGAGGGCAGUCGUCCCCUAUCAUGGAGGAUACGCUUUAGAAUAGCUGCAGAAAUCGCCACUGCCUUGAAUUUUCUUCAUCGGACAAGGCCCGAGCCCCUUGUGCAUCGAGAUCUCAAACCUGCAAACAUUCUAUUAGACAAAAACUACGUGAGCAAGAUUAGUGAUGUUGGGCUAUGCAGGUUGGUUCCACCAUCUAUAGCAGAUAGUGUUACGCAGUAUCACAUGACAGCAGCAGCAGGCACAUUUUGUUACAUUGAUCCAGAGUACCAACAAACUGGAAUGUUGGGAACAAAAUCAGACAUAUACUCUUUAGGGGUAAUGUUACUGCAAAUUAUUACGGCCAAACCUGCUAUGGGUUUGACACAUUAUGUUGAGACUGCAAUAGACACUGGCCGCUUCGCAGAGAUACUUGAUCCAACAGUCCAUGACUGGCCAGUGAAUGAGGCUUUAUCCUUUGCAAAAUUGGCCUUACAGUGCUGUGAAUUGAGGAGGAGAGACAGACCAGAUCUCGAUUCAGUCAUAUUACCUGAACUGGAACGACUAAGAGACCUAGGAUCACAAAAUAAUCCUGACGGCAGAUUUGAUGAUAAGUAUUCUCAAAGUCAAACUUCUAAAGGAAACUCACCUAAGGCUAUGAGUCAGGUGAAUGAGAACAGAUUUGAUCAUAUAUGACUUCACAAGGCUAAAGC